Molecule: messenger RNA, 1249 nt
Organism: Capsaspora owczarzaki ATCC 30864
Lineage: Eukaryota; Filasterea; Ministeriida; Capsasporidae
Product: proteasome 26S subunit
Exons: 6
Coding region: 68-1201 (377 amino acids)
Biological process (GO): ubiquitin-dependent protein catabolic process
Cellular component (GO): proteasome regulatory particle, lid subcomplex; cytosol; nucleus
Molecular function (GO): structural molecule activity
Source: RefSeq, a predicted model, not a curated record
GGUACAGCAUUGGAGCCAUUUACGAACGCACAGUCACUGUCAACCCCACCCCCUUCAACAUUCAAAGAUGGCCAUCGACGUUGCUGCGUUCUUUGGCGCCCAGCGCAAUGCAGAUGCCGCGCACGCUGCCGAGUGGACGACCCUCGAAGAUUACUACAACCGAAAGCUGUGGCAUCAGCUCUCAAUCAAGCUGUUCGAGCUCCUGUCAGAUCCGACCACCCCAACAUCACUCGACAUUUACAACAACUUUCUGCUCGACUUUGCAAACAAGCUCAACCAGUUGACCCUUGUCGACAUUUGCUUGAUCAUUGUCAACCGCAUGACAGAUGCCCAUGCCGCCGUCGAGUUUUUGCGAAUGCUGGCAGAGAAGGUCAAGCGCGACAACGCUGCGUACAUUACCACCACCAUGGUCAUUGCUGAUCUCCACAUUGGGCCCGCUCUGGCGGCUCCUGCCACAACGAAAGAGCUGCUCGAGGAGGUUGGCGCCCUGCUCGAAACCAUGGAUCAUGUCGAUCUGCGCAUCUUCUCCUCGUAUUACCGCGUUGCUGCCUCGUACAAUAAGGUCAAGGGCUCGUUCUCAGAGUUCUACAAGGACACGCUUCUCUUCCUCGGAUGCACCGACUUGGCAACGCUCCCGAUUGCAGAGCAACAGGUUCGCGCGUUCGACCUGGCGCUUGCAGCGCUUCUGGCGGACGAUAUUUACAACUUUGGCGAGCUGCUUGUGCACCCCGUUCUCGACUCGUUGCGGUCGACCGAGCAUGCCUGGCUGGUAGACUUGCUGUUUGCUUUCAACUCUGGCAACAUUGCCAAGUUCCAGCAAUUGGCACCUCACUGGCGCAAGCAGUCGGAUCUGGCCGCGCACGAGAAAAAGUUGACAAACAAGCUUGCACUGCUGGCUCUGCUCGAGCUUGUCUUCCAACGUCCCGCAGACACGCGCACUGUCUCCUUCCAGGAAAUUGCUCAGCACACAGUCUUGAACGUGUCGGACGUGGAGCACUUGCUGAUGAAGGCACUUGCAGCUGGACUCAUCCGCGGCUCGUUGGACGGCGUGUCGCAAGCUGUGAGCAUCACCUGGGUUCAGCCGCGCGUGCUCAACACCGCCCAGGUUGCUGAUAUGCGCGACCGUCUCGCUCAAUGGUGCCGCCGCGUGAGCGAGGUGUCGUCUUUGGUUGAAUCUGAUGCGUCCGAGUUGAUUGUGUAGCGAAAGAACAAGCAAAACGAAGUAUAAACGUUGAGAUUCUGCAGAGUG